AUGUCCCACCAUCCUUUACAAGCGACGGCGUUUCCUUCCGAUGCGGAGGCGCACUUCUUUGUGCUCGCGAGUGGGAACCGCCUCUCCGUCGUCUCGACCGAGUCUGACGAGUUGAGUCCCGCGCGAUACUGAGCUGGGCUCUUGCUUUCGGAUUCCAAAUGAGCUGAUCGGGUUCAUCGUCCGCAUCUUACAGAGGGAUGGCGAUCACGGCGACUGCGCAAGACCACCAAGGCCUGAUCCGUUUGGUCGCCUGCCACGGCACGCGCUACAUCGUCUCAACGGGCGAGGACAAGAUGCUGAACGUGUACGAAUACCAAGCCAAGACCGCGCCCUCUGAGGAAGAUCAGGACGAGGAAAAGGAGCAGCAAGUCACCGCCUCGACGAUGGAGGAGGCUUCGGCUCCCAAGGGGAAGCUCGAGUUGCGAAGCUCGCGCGAGUUGGUCAAGAGGGCCAAUGCGAUGCAGGUCACCGAGAAGGCGGAGAUCGUUGUGGGCGACAAGUUUGGGGAUGUUUAUGUGUAAGUUCAUGCAGAGCUGUCGGUGGUGAACGGGGGAUUAGAACGAAAAGCUGACCCCCGAUAUCUCGUUCAGCUACCCCCUCCUCGCACAUCCCGUCGACCCCACCGCCACCACCACCACCACGACGGACAGGACCAACCCCAAAACUCCCAAAGCGCAACCCAUCCUAGGCCACGUGUCGAUGCUCAACGCGCUCGUCCACGUCCCCGCCGCACCCGAGUACGGCCUCCCUCACGACCUCAUCGUCACCGGCGAUCGGGACGAGCAUGUCCGCGUCUCCCGUUACCCGCAGGGACACAUCAUUGACAAGUUCUUGUGGGGGAGUGAAAAGUCAGUCCGACGAUGGGGCUUGAGCUUGGGAUGCGGGCAAGUCCGUCCCGAUGCUGAUUCCAUUCGUUCCGAUUGGGAUCUUUUGCCUGAUGCAGAUUCGUCACUGCGCUUCUGUACAUCCCCGCGACUUUGGCGUUCCCUACACCGCUGAUCAUCUCUGGCGGAGGUGACUCGACCCUCCAAGUGUGGAAUCUCGCUAGUGGAAAGCUUUUGAACAGAUUCGGGAUCCAGGAUUCGUUGGAGAAGUACAUCGUCGUCGGACCUGAAUUGCCGACGCCUGUUCCGGCGGGGAGGAGGAAGGACAAAGCUCAGGGUGGGGGGAGGAAGAAGAAGGGGAAGCAGGUCGAACAGGACGAAGGACAAGUAGAGGCCGAGGAGGACGUCUUAGUUGUGAAUGAGGACGAACAGAUCGAGGUUGCCGAAGAGACGGAGCAGACUGAAGCGGCUCAGACGGGAGGAGUUCAGCUACCUACCGGAUUAGGAGUGACCCACCUUGAAUUCGUCGGUGGGCAUUCGCAUCGUGCUGGUCCGGGGGUCAUUGUCGCUGCCGCUGGGUGAGUGUGACUUUCAAGGCUUGCGAGUGGAAGUGUCCUCUGUACUGAUCGGUACCCUGCUCUGACUAUCAGCUGCACGGCCCUUCUUUACAUCCCUCUCGAACUUUUGCUCUGUCAACCGACGCAACGGACGACUCAAAUUGUCGAUUACUCUCAUCCCGUUUUGGCCCUUUGCGGACGACCGAACGAAGAUGAGCAUGCUCUCUCUUCAGCCAAGACGGACUUCCACGUCACGAUCGACCUUUCCCGACCGAAAAAGUCCGAGUCCUCGACUCUGGAGGGAGAAGACGCAGAAGAAGAAACCGAACGUUGUGCGCUCCAACAAGCCUCUUACGAACUCGUGCCCGACCAACCCGAAGGAUCCUUCUCCGGCGAGAUGGAGUUGAUCUGGGACCAAGCGCUCGUCCGUAUCGCCCGAGAAGCCGCUCUCCCAACGACGACGAAGGAUCGUGCACCGGACGUGUCGAGUUUGUACCCCGUUUUGUCGUUGUUGCAUCAUCCGGAUACCAACUUUGAGGUGCUGGCUGCCGCGGGGGGUAAGAACAUGGAAGCGGAGGGGGAGACGAAUGGGAAGAGUGUUUCGGUGUGGAAGUCGGUGGCAAGAGGAUGGGGACAGAAGAGGGGGGCGGACGCGGAGGGGGAUGCUGCGGAGAGGGAUGCCGAGGAGGGGGAUGCCUUUAGGAAGAGAAAGGGGAAGAGGGCAGCGGGGAGGGCCGAGAUUCAGAGGAGGUUGGAGUUGGAGCAGGAGAGGUUGAAGAACUUGCAGACCGGUGCGGAAGGGGACAACAAGGCGAUGGAGGAGUAG
This is a messenger RNA of Microbotryum saponariae, 2207 nucleotides long. NCBI's taxonomy places the organism in Eukaryota, Fungi, Basidiomycota, Microbotryomycetes, Microbotryales, Microbotryaceae. The record is from the annotation of a GenBank genome assembly.